AUGUGCUUUCCUGCAAUUUACAUUAUGCUUUAUUGUUUUCUCUCUUUCCUCCUCAGAGGGAUCCCUGGGAAGAAAUGUGGCACUAUCGUCCUAUCUGCAGAGGAACUCAGCAAUUGUCGAGACAGUGCUACUAUGCAGUUUUGCGCCAACAAGCUGGACAAAAAGGAUUUCUUUGGAAAGUCAGACCCAUUCAUGGUUUUCUACAGAAGCAAUGAAGAUGGAACGUUUACUAUCUGCCACAAAACAGAGGUGGUGAAGAACACAUUGAAUCCUGUGUGGCAGCCAUUCACCAUCCCAGUGCGAGCACUCUGCAAUGGCGACUAUGACAGAACAAUCAAGGUGGAGGUGUAUGAUUGGGACAGGGAUGGCAGCCACGACUUCAUUGGGGAUUUCACGACCAGCUACAGAGAGCUAGCUCGAGGGCAGAGCCAGUUCAAUGUGUAUGAGGUAAUUAACACAAAGAAGAAAAUGAAGAAAAAGAAAUAUGUCAACUCUGGAACAGUGACCCUGCUUUCAUUUUCAGUUGAAUCAGAGUUCACCUUCUUAGAUUACAUCAAAGGAGGGACACAGAUCAAUUUUACUGUGGCUAUUGACUUCACAGCAUCUAAUGGUAACCCCUCCCAGUCAACUUCGCUCCACUACAUGAACCCUUACCAGCUCAACGCCUAUGCCAUGGCCCUGAAGGCUGUUGGUGAAAUUAUUCAGGACUAUGACAGCGACAAGAUGUUUCCUGCUCUGGGCUUUGGAGCCAAACUGCCCCCGGACGGGCGUGUGUCUCACGAAUUUCCUCUGAAUGGAAACAUGGAGAAUCCUUACUGUAAUGGAAUUGAGGGCAUUUUAGAAGCAUACCAUCAAAGUCUGAAGACUGUGCAGCUGUAUGGGCCAACAAACUUCGCGCCUGUGGUAAACCACGUUGCCAGAUAUGCAGCGGCAGUCCAGGAUGGCUCUCAGUACUUUGUCCUCCUCAUCAUCACAGAUGGCGUUAUCUCAGAUAUGGCCCAGACCAAAGAAGCCAUUGUGAAUGCUGCCAAGCUUCCAAUGUCCAUUAUAAUAGUUGGAGUUGGUCAAGCUGAGUUUGACGCUAUGGUGGAACUGGAUGGCGAUGACAUCAGGAUUUCAUCUCGGGGGAAACUGGCAGAAAGAGACAUUGUUCAGUUUGUUCCUUUUAGAGAUUACAUGGACCGGACAGGUAACCACGUGUUAAGCAUGGCACGGCUCGCUAAAGAUGUGCUCGCAGAGAUCCCAGACCAGUUUAUCUCCUACAUGAAGAGCCGGGGAAUCAAACCCAAUCCUGCACCACCUCCCUACACACCACCCGGACACACACACCACCACACACAAAUUUAGGGCCCUCCUCUUGGCUUUUCACUGAGGACUGACAGCAUGCAGCAGCCUCUCGGAGUCCAUUGGGAACUCUCUACCUCCUGUUUUUUGGUGUAAAUAGGAGAUGGCACAUGAAAUGGUUGUUGAAUUAUGUGCUGUACCUGACCAGUGACUACAGGAGCAGUAUUUCUUUUUUUGUUCUGUUUGUUUGUUGGCUUCUUCUGUGACAUGUUCAAUUGUAGUCUCUCUCCAGGUGAGACUGACCAAAUUUUUCAGGACUUGUUGGUGAUAGCCUUUUGGGCAGUGACUGUUUCACAUCUAUGAUUUGACGGCAGGUUGGUUUGAAAAGGUCAUGUUGUGGUUAAAACUUGUGCCUGUCUGUUGAUGUUUCUCUAAGUGUAUCAGGACGUGUGAACUUUGACACAAGCCUUGCUCGUCAGUCAUUGGUGUGGCCUAAUACAGUGACAUUUUUUAGCACCUUGUUUUUAUAUAAGGGGAUUGUCCCCACAUCUGUUAAUACAGCACUUAUGAUGCCCUCUAUCCACCAACCCCUCCUGUAUCUCAAAAAUAGAAUUGUUUAUACGAGCAUGUUGAAUGACAAUUGAAGUAUGAUGUGUCAGCAUAUAUCCUCAAAUGUUAUUCACAGUGGCAUGACCAUUUGAUUGACUUUAAACACCAUUCAACCUAAUUCACUUUAUAAUGGUCAUAAGUAUGUAACUGCACAAGAAAAGCACAACUCUAUAGCCAUUCUAGUUAUGAUUAAUCUACUAAUUUAAUCAUAUUCUCUCUUUCUGAGUGCUGCUAUUCAUUCAUUUUGAGAAAAGUGUGCUUGUGCAGAUAUUUUUUUUUUCAGAUUCUUCAAAACUCCUAAUAAAGGAAUUCACUGAAACGGUUGCAGUUAAGAUACUCCAGGUGGAACACAUUUCAAUCACAGAUAAAGCUGCACAUGAAUAGCUUGAAGUACUAUCAUUGUUUUAAAAUCCCUAUAAUUCUCACAUCUCAAUAUUUCAUUUUUAAUAGAGUAAUUCCAAAAUCAAUUAGCACAAUGAUAAAACACAGAUCGUGCAAGAUGUACAAGACCUUCAGAAGAAUAAUGACCAACCAGACAAAGUUUGAGGCCUCUGUGUGGCAAAUAUAUUGAGGUACUUUUAUUAAUUGCCUUUUUAUGGUAACUGUGAAAAGACUACCAGUGUUACUUCAUGUAUGGGCUGACAUUUUACACCAGCCAACUGACACACAGCAGACAUUAGGUCAAUUAGGUGGGCUGUAACUAUUUUUUAUGCUCUAAUGUCAGGUUGUGCAAGGUCCAAAUCUAUCCCUGUUUCAGCACCUAUAGAGUGGAGACAUUUCUACUGAAAUGCCACUGGUCACACAUCAGCAACCACAUGACUUUUGUGGUCAAAAGCCAUCCCUUAGAGAUAUUCCUUCAAGAUAGAGCUGUCCUUCCUGUAAUGCAUGACUGGAUUCUGGUGGCCAGUAGCUCAAAAAUUGGUCUCCAGAGCUUCAGUUCUGUAGAUGAGAUUUUUUUUUCCUCCCAUGUAUAAAACAUGCUAACAUCCUGUCUGUGCCACAGGAUAUGGAGGGAUCUGCUUUUUUCUAAACCUGUAGUUUGGCUGUUUGGAGUUUGAAAUGAUUUUACAGCAUCGUAAACAAAGCCUGCAAUUUCAGAGGCUGCUAAGAUUUGGUUUGUUUUUAGAACAUCGUUUGCUUUACUGCCAAUGGUAGUCACUGACAGUAUCACUCACCACAAGGACACUGAGCUCGUAUAGUGAGGAGUUGCACACCUUAGGCUCUUUUCUCUUCUUCUACUUGGUCAUUUAUUUUUGCAGAAGUAAGGUGCCUUUUUUUAUCGAGAAAUUUGGUCAACUUACCAUCCAAAUGCCCACAAAAAACCCAACUGAAGGGCUUGAUCACCAUAAAUAUCUGAAGGUAAAUGUUCUUUUUAGCUCUGCAAAAUAAAAGAAUAUGGUACAUUGUAGGUCCAAGGGGGAUGAAUUACAGUAGUACUUCAAAUAACAGAAAAUGUUUUGAGGACAA
Menidia menidia (Atlantic silverside) is the source of this 3360-nucleotide messenger RNA. NCBI's taxonomy places the organism in Eukaryota, Metazoa, Chordata, Actinopteri, Atheriniformes, Atherinopsidae. The record is from the annotation of a GenBank genome assembly.